Hevea brasiliensis (rubber tree) is the source of this 1705-nucleotide messenger RNA. Its product is annotated as protein SIEVE ELEMENT OCCLUSION B-like. The record is from RefSeq and is a predicted model, not a curated record. The transcript is spliced from 2 exons. NCBI's taxonomy places the organism in Eukaryota, Viridiplantae, Streptophyta, Magnoliopsida, Malpighiales, Euphorbiaceae. The coding region runs from base 563 to 1120 and encodes 185 amino acids. Gene Ontology annotation, biological process: phloem development.
UCAGUCUUGGCUUCUAAAGCAGCAUACAGAUACUUCUGCAAAAUCAAUUAGAUACUUUAAUACAAGAAAUUGGUAAGCACUUGGCCCUUGGUUUUUCCAACUCAACCAAAAAUUAGUUUCUCUCUUGGGUGAAAAAUAAUCACCAUGGCUGGCACAUGCAGAGAUUUACAAAUCGCUCAUCAAACUCUUCAUACGGCAAUCCUCCAGGUCAUGUUUCCCAUGGAUGGUGGUAAGCCACCCCUUGUGAUCGGCAAUUCUUAUACAGAGGUUUGUUCUGGAGUUUCAAUACUUUCAUGGCUAGUUAAAAGAUUAUACGCUAAGAAACCAAUGGAGGCUCAAGAGAUAUAUUCUCUUUCCAUCAAAUACUGCAGGUCAAAAUUGAUGCAUUGCAGGGCAAGAACGUGUUGCUGCUCAUAUCUAGCCUUGAUUGCUUGGAUGAGAUUAAGGCUCUUGCUAAACUGUACGAUCAACUGGAAAAAAUGGGAAGAUUCAAUAUAAAUUAGUGUGGGUUCCAGUUGCAGACCAGAUAUAUGAACAACAUUUUUCUUCCCUGAAAUCGCUGAUGCCUUGGUACUGCGUGCGACAUCCUUCAAUCAUCAGACCAGGGGUGAUUAGAUACUUCAGGGAGUUCUGGAAUUUCACAAAGCAAACGAUCCUGGUGCCACUGUAUCCAAAUGGACAAGUACAACCCAUUUAUACCCUUGACUUCGUUUGGGCAAGGGGCAUUUUGCCCGUCAUUGGCCUGCACCCAGAUGGAAACUGGAAAUUUCUAUGCGAGGACCAUGGCUUGAGCCUAGAUCUACUUAUACAUGACCUUUAUACAGUCGAUUUGAUGAUGCCAUCCCCAAUUAUAAGCCUUUACGGAGGAGAAGACAUCAAAUGGAUUGAGGAGUUUACCACUGCAAUAAAUCGGAUUAAAGAUGUCACUAAGCUGAGCAUGGAUUUGGUUUAUGUUAGCCAGAGCAAGGCCAUCAAUCAGACCAACAAAGCCAUUUUCGAUUUCAUUACUGGAAGGAAGCUUGGUGUCUACUGGAAUGUUGAGGAAACGUACAGUUGGCGAUUUUGGGCCCGAUUGGAAAGCAUCUUUCUCUUCGGGAUUGCGAAAGGGCAUCUAUCCUAAAGUAAACAAUACCAUGAAAGAUGCGGGAACUUUGCUUAGCUUCAGUGGAAGCUACAGUGGAUGGGCUGCGUUUGGUCAAUUAGGAACCUCGCAUAAAAUGGCUAAAGCCACAGGAGAAGUUGUUCUACACGUCUUGUCAAACAUAAGUAGCUGGUGGGAUGCGGCCGGUGGCAGUGAGUUUUUUCUGCUAGAACUCAACCAGCAGAUCCAAAAACAACUUAUAGACAAGCCAAAUCAUUGCUGCCACAUUGUCCUGCCAGCGAAUGUUGCAGAGAUCGCAGAUGAGAUGAUGACCUGCACAAUCUGUGACCGUAAAAUGGGCAAGUACCUGAUGACUUGCCGUUGCUGUGAGUAGAGACCAAACCUAAUAUGCCUGUUAUGGAGGAGACCAUCUGGAUUUUCUUGUAAUGCUGUUAGGAUUUUGUCUGUUUUAGUGGCUAAUAAUGUCUAGAUUAGACAAUCCGUCUCCUGUCUGCGGUAGCUAAAUCUAGCAGUGGAGUUUGCUUUUCUUUAAUAAAGACAACAGGAAAAAAAAAAAAGUGUUCGGUUCUAUUCGUUGUAUAAUAAAACUUGAGGCUUGGUAGA